UUUUAUAAAUAAUGAUCUUGUGCGAUGUGAACAAGCAACCGUUAGCUAAUGACAAGGAAUUUCCAGAGUGAACAACUGUAGUCACGUGUGCAGCUCAGUUGGACUGUCCAUUAUAGUGAUACCUCUCUAGUGGGUAUCUUUAAAGUGAAAGCACUCUGUGUGAAGCUUAGUGUUGGAACAUUAAUAUGGGGUUGAGAGGUGACGCAAUUAUAAUUCAUUAAGGGAAGGAAGUAACAACUGUAAAGCGAUGUAAUUCGUGGCCUCGUAAAUGUUCAGGCAUUUUACGAUGACGGGUUGCAUUUUAGGAACACAGUAAGACUUCCAAAACGACAAUAAUUUAAGAAGUCGACUCUAAAUCCCCCCCUCCCCCAAAUAAAAAAUAUUAUUAAAUAAAUAAACAAAAUUAAAUUAAAUUAAAUAAAGGAAGUUGCACCAUGGAAGUCGUAGCUCAAAUAGUAUCGAGUCAGUCCAGAUGGAACAUCUUCCGUGGAGUGAAAUGGUUGUGGACCAAGAACAAACCUCUGACAGUUGGGGUGGUGGUUGUGGUUGCCGCUUUCAAGAUCAGGGAAGUCAUCAAACGUAGGCAGAAGAGACUAGAAUGGGCCAACGCAGGAAGAGACGUCGUCAUUCUCCACGGUAUUGCUCAUGGCCUGCGCACUCCCAGCGUGUCGCCCUACGUCAUGAAGCUGGCCACCUACCUCAGGAUGGCUAACAUUGAGCAUAAGAUGGACUUCACCGAACCCAUGGGUCCUAAGGGUAGGUGUCCUUGGAUCACCAUAAACGGACAGUCCAUGGGUGACACCCAACUGAUCAUGGACUUCCUAGGAAGUCACUUCAAUAAGGACUUCUCAAGUCAUCUGAAUGAUGAGCAAAAGGCCGUGGCCUGGUCGUUCGCUGUUAUGGUGGACGAGCAUCUAGCAUGGACUCUGAAGGACUGGCGGUGGAUACGAGAUGGAGGUCGGGGCGUCUUCCUGGGCAUGGGGCAACGUCCUUCCCUGCUCACCUGGCUGCCCAUGAUGAGGAUGAGCCGGAGGCAGAAGGCUAUGAUGAUGGCACAGGGCAUUGGAAGGCAUACCCACCCAGAAAUCGAGUCUUUCGCCAGAAGGGACAUCAGAGCCCUGUCGAAUUACUUGGGAAACAAGCCCUUCCUCAUGGGAGACGAACCGUGCGAGGUGGACUGCUCGCUCUUCGGGUGCCUCGUCCAGAUCAAAUACAACCACCCUGGAUCGCCUUAUCCCGCUCUGCUGGAAAAUGAUUACCAAAACCUUGGUGCUUACGUGACUCGUAUGAAGGAGCGCCUAUGGCCAGAUUGGGACGACUGUUUGCUUAUCCCAAACCUUCAUUAAUGACGUAAUUGGUCAACGAGCCCUUGAUGACCAAUUCCUGAAUGGGACCUUUCCUAGGCCGGUGGUCCCCAACCAGGGGUUCAUGGAAGAACUUCAAGGGGUCCAUAGAGAUUCUACUUAUUUUUAAAUUUAUUAUACUGGAAUUAGGAGACAUGCGGCUCAGAAUAAAAUUCAUACUUCUGUACACAAUCCUUAAAACUGAAUGCUUAAAUGCUAGAAUUGCUCUACAUUAGCUAACGGUAUCAGGGGUGUCAAACUCACGGCCCACGUGACAAAUGUGGCCCUCUGGGAUGGUCAUAAGUGGCCCGCCAUAUGACAGGAAGAUUUAUUGCCUCUUGACAUGAAGUGUGUCAUGAAUAUACGUGAUAUAUGAAUAAGAGAGAGAAAAUUGAUAAGUAACCUUUAUUUUAUUAUGGCAAUAGUAAGUGCAAUAAUUACUUCAUAUUACUAUUGAUAGUUAUACAGCUAUUGCAGCUAUUAUAAAGGGAAGAUGCUUAUAUAAAUGAAAAUCAAUAAUCAGCUUUCAAGUGCCUUUCCGGACUUAAGCCCUCAGCAUGCAGGAUUAGCAAAAAAUCCGUACUUAUGUCAGGUUGAUGAUGUGUUAGAAGACGCACAAGAAGAGUUCAUUGAGCUUAUCCACGAUUCAACAGCUAAGAAUGUGUUCCAGUCAAACUCCUUGUCUAGCUUCUGGUGUUCAAUGAUGGAAUUAUAUCCAAAAAGAAGUGAUCUGGCAGUUCGAGUACUUUUGCCUUUUGCUUCAACCUACCUGUGCGAAAGUAGGUUUUCUUCAUUACUUGCAAUAAAAACAAAUUCAAGGAACAAGCUGUCUGUGGAAGAUGACUUAUGUGCACUGGCUGCUACUGAGCCAAAGAUUCAUGAGCUGGUUGCUCAAAAACAACCACAAAAGUCCCAUUGAGAAAUAUAAAGUGACAUACUUUUUUGCACCAAUGAAAAGUUUCAUUCACUGCUGUUUUUGUGAUUAUUGUGUGUUUUAUUCAUACAUUUAUUCAUACAUGUGUUUUAUUCAUACAGGUUUUGUGAAUUUUUUUAUUCAUAUGUGUGGUUGCAAGCUAAAAAAUAGGGCAAGUAUUAUAAAGAUAGUUUUUGCGUACAAUACCUACAACUAUAACAACAUUAACAUAACAUUUUUCCUAUGUAUUUUACUUAAACCAAAAUGUGCUGAACAGAAUGUUUUCUGAUUUCAUAUAAAUAGGCCUACAGCUUAAUCAGCAUAACAAUGCAAGGCAUUUUACAUGAACAUAUUCAUUUUUUGCAGAAAAAUCUUUUAUUAAUUUUGCUGGCUUAACCUAUUUCGUUGUAGGGGUCCAAGGUGAAAAAGUGUCUGGGGUUCGUCAUUUGGGGCUAAUAUUUCUUGGCGGUAAUUAUCUUUAUGAUAUUUACAGGCUUUGUUUAUGUUUUUACGGUCAUCCCCAACGGGCUCGUACUAACCACGCCGGGUUAAAACCCUUGAGGGUUACUAUCUAGGAGAGAUCCCUUGAUUGUGUAAUGUUGUAAUAUUUCAAUAAAGAUUUAAAAAAUCUUAAA
Macrobrachium nipponense is the source of this 2891-nucleotide messenger RNA. Its product is annotated as failed axon connections homolog. Bases 435 to 1346 code for a protein of 303 amino acids. Gene Ontology annotation, cellular component: cytoplasm. Lineage: Eukaryota; Metazoa; Arthropoda; Malacostraca; Decapoda; Palaemonidae. The record is from RefSeq and is a predicted model, not a curated record. The transcript is spliced from 7 exons.